CGUUGCCCGGGCGACGCAGGCUGCGGCGCUUCCGCAUCCGCUGGGAGUGCGGGGUGGGCUUGGGCCCUAGCCGCGGCGAGCGGAGUCUUCUCGGGCCGUGCCGGUCGCACUCAACGGAGACCCUCGGCGGGCCGGUGGAGGAGGCCUGGACAGGAGGUUCCCGGCACGUAUCCUCGGCUGCGCGGCCCCCGCGGCGUCCCCGGCCCACCCGACAGCACCCGGUCCGCGUGGCGUCCCCGGCAUGAGGAACACGAGCAAGGAGUUGCAGGGCGCGGCCGGCCGCCACGCCCCCUGCGACUGGUAUUACCACCUUCCCGUGAAGCGGUCUGACAAGCCCGUGGAUGUCCCACCAGCCUCCCAGAUCCCGGGCCUCAGUGAUCUGAAGGAGCCUCCCAAUGGGCACCUGCCUGGGCCCCGGAGGUACUGGGUAAAAGAAACAGACUCCGAGUACGUAAAGCUUGCGAAGCAAGGCGGCCGGCCCGAUCUGUUGAAGCACUUCGUCCCCGGGACCAGGAAAGGCUCCCCGGUGGCCUACUCCUUGCCAGACUGGUACAUCCACCACAGCAAGCCACCCACGGCCGAGCAGAGACAGAUCCCCGCCAUCUCCAUGCCCGAUUACAUGGUUUACGAAGAGUUUAACCCCCAGCAGAGCAACGGAAGCUAUGAGUCCAGGAGGGGGCCUUUCGACUUCGACGUGAAAACGGUUUGGCAGAGGGAAGCCGAGGACCGGGAGAAGGAGAAGAAAAAGGUGAGGCUCCCAGCCAUUAACUCAAAGUACCCAAGCAAAGUGGGGACCCCACUCGGCCCCAGAGACCCUGCAGGAGGCAAACUCUCCUUUCCUCCCAUGCCUGGUCAAAAAGCCAGUUCACCCACAAACUUUUCCAAACUUAUCAGCAAUGGCUAUAAGGAUGAGUGGCUACAGCGAGCUGACUCAGAGAAGAGGAGCCCACAGACCCCCAGGGCGGCGCCCCCAUCUCCGUCCACGCAAGAGCCUGAAGGGAGCCAGGAUGCAGGGUCGGAGCCAGACCCGGAGGUGCCCGGGGGCGCCGAGGACGUCCAAGGAGGAGCCCCACCUCCAUCGGCGUCCACGCCUGGAGAGCUCAAGUAAACCCCCACCUGCUCCGCUCCCAGGAUCUUCUGAUGGCGGAUGAGUCUAACUGCAUGCCGGCUCUGUUUCUGAGGCUCCUGCUCUAUUCGGUGAACGUAGGUUCUUAGGAGAUCGGCUCUUAGAGCCGACUUGACACCACUGUCAAGACGGUGCAAGUGUUGGGCGCUGCUUCCUGCAUCUCUCCAGGAUGUGAAACAGCGCACCUCGCUGGCCCGGGAUAUCCCAGUGUCUUGGAAUCAGGCACUUCCUCCCCGGCCCACCAUCAUCUGACCUCAUCUGCUCCCGUGCGAGUUUCCUCUGGCGACAUUUCUAUUCAAAUCAACCAUUUAGACUCUACCUAGAAGAAACCCAAAGUCUUUUCCUUUCUUUGGUCCUGCAAUAUUUGUAGAAAUAAUUUUUUUCCAUUUCAGAAAAAUUUAACUCCAGAAUAUUAUGACAUAGUUUAUACUAAGAAAAAGAUUGAUUUAUUAUGCCUUAAGGGUGUAAGCAUUUAAUGUAGAAGCAUGGUAGCAUUUGCUGGUUUUAAAUGUUUGCUAAUAUUUUUUGCAUAAACUGAAAUUUGUAACAUUCCACAUUUACUAUUUUGUAUCAUUUAGGUAAAACUAUGUUUAAUUUUAACAUUUAAUUUAGUAGUCUUAACAAAAAUUUUUAAAUAAUCAGACUGAAUUUUCUUAUUUUGUA
Mustela erminea (ermine) is the source of this 1789-nucleotide messenger RNA. It is a transcript of the gene C11H7orf57, whose product is annotated as chromosome 11 C7orf57 homolog. NCBI's taxonomy places the organism in Eukaryota, Metazoa, Chordata, Mammalia, Carnivora, Mustelidae. The record is from RefSeq and is a predicted model, not a curated record. Bases 242 to 1108 code for a protein of 288 amino acids. The transcript has 8 exons.